ACGGGUUCUGGAACGCUCAGACGCCGCGCGGGCGGGGAUUGGUCCGUCUUCCUCCGUGGGUUCCUCGUAGUUCGCGGUCUCUGUCCCUGGGACACCUGCGCUCUCCGCCCGUCCGGCUGAGCAGGGAUUCCCUGCUGCUCUCCCUCUCGCCUCCCAGUUCUUAGGGCGCAGAGAAAGGCUGGGCGGUCGCGUCUCCCGCCCCCGACGGGACCCCACUUCUCGCUGCUGAGCAGUCGCCGAGCGAGAUGAGCGCGGACGCGGCAGCCGGGGCGCCCCUGCCCCGGCUCUGCUGCCUGGAGAAGGGUCCGAACGGCUACGGCUUCCACCUGCACGGGGAGAAGGGCAAGGUGGGCCAGUUUAUCCGGCUGGUGGAGCCCGGCUCGCCCGCUGAGAAAGCGGGGCUGUUGGCUGGGGACCGGCUGGUGGAGGUGAACGGCGAGAAUGUCGAGAAGGAAACCCACCAGCAGGUGGUGAGCCGGAUCCGCGCCGCGCUCAACGCGGUGCGCCUGCUGGUGGUGGACCCCGAGGCUGACGAGCAGCUGAAAAAGCUCGGCGUCCAGAUCGGGGAGGAGCUGCUGCGCGCCCAGGAAGGGCCAGGACAGGCCGAAUCGCCGGCCGCCACCGAGGGGCAGGGAACUGGCGCCGAAAAUGAAUCGCGUGAGGCCGAGAAGAGCCAGCCGGAGCGGCAUGAGCUUCGGCCUCGACUCUGCACCAUGAAGAAGGGUGCCAACGGCUACGGUUUCAACCUGCACAGUGACAAGUCCAAGCCAGGCCAGUUCAUCCGGGCAGUGGACCCAGACUCCCCGGCCGAGGCCUCCGGGCUCCGGGCCCAGGACCGCAUUGUGGAGGUGAAUGGGGUCUGCAUGGAGGGCAAACAACAUGGGGACGUGGUGGCUGCCAUCAAGGCUGGAGGGGACGAGACCAAGCUGCUCGUGGUAGACAAGGAAACUGAUGAGUUCUUCAAAAAGUGCAAAGUGAUCCCAUCUAAGGAGCAUCUGAAUGGUCCUUUGCCUGAGCCCUUCACCAAUGGGGAGAUACAGAAGGACAACAGUCGGGAAACCCUGCCUGAGACAGCCUCAGAGAGCCCCAGGCCAGCCCUGGCGAGAUCCACCUCCAGCGUUACCAGUGAGGAGCUAAAUUCCCAAGACAGCCCCAAGAAACAGGACUCCACAGAGCCCUCGUCUACCUCCUCCUCUGACCCCAUCUUGGACUUCAACAUCUCCUUGGCCAUGGCCAAAGAGAGGGCCCACCAGAAGCGCAGCAGCAAGCGGGCCCCGCAGAUGGACUGGAGCAAGAAAAACGAACUCUUCAGCAACCUCUGAGCACCUGUCCACCAGCUGCCAGCCCCUAUCUGACCUCCUCCCCCACCCGUUCCCCAACUGCCCACCAAUCGACGUUUAAAUCAGCACCAGCGUCUCCCUUGAUGAAUCCGAUUUCCCUAGAAACUUUGUCCUUCUCUUACCUUAGGGAAGGCGACUUUCUGUUGUCCGUUCCAAUCACAGAGCAGAUUCUGUCUCCCCCUUCCUGAGGGCUUAAUCCUACCAGUUGUUACCUUGCCACAUGCCUGGGACAUCAAGGAUUGUGGAGCCAGGCCAGAGGCCAUCCUCCUUCAUGACCCCAUGUAAUGGCUGGGUCUGAGGCCGAGCAGGAAGCUGACUGCAGCAAUCCCUGCUCACCAUGGACAGGACUCCCAUCCUGGGAGAUGCGGCUUGGGCAUUUUUUGUUCAUUUGAUUUUUUUAAGAGUACAGUAUCGCAGAGUUUAGAGGGAUUUUUGUUCUUUGAUUCUCAUGAUUUUCCUGGUUGUUGCAUCUGGGACAUGGCAGUAGCCUCACCCUGAAAUUUUUGUCAUCCCCCCCUCCCCUGCCACACACACAACACACCUGGGCAGCCUGGGGAGGGCUUGGCUGCCCACUGCCCUUCCCUGAGCCAGGCACCACCACUGU
Urocitellus parryii (Arctic ground squirrel) is the source of this 1944-nucleotide messenger RNA. RefSeq names its product NHERF family PDZ scaffold protein 1 (gene Nherf1). Gene Ontology annotation, biological process: protein localization to plasma membrane. Gene Ontology annotation, cellular component: apical plasma membrane. Lineage: Eukaryota; Metazoa; Chordata; Mammalia; Rodentia; Sciuridae. Gene Ontology annotation, molecular function: signaling receptor binding; protein-membrane adaptor activity. The record is from RefSeq and is a predicted model, not a curated record.